Corylus avellana is the source of this 1664-nucleotide messenger RNA. RefSeq names its product G-box-binding factor 4. Gene Ontology annotation, molecular function: DNA-binding transcription factor activity. The record is from RefSeq and is a predicted model, not a curated record. Gene Ontology annotation, cellular component: nucleus. Gene Ontology annotation, biological process: positive regulation of DNA-templated transcription. Lineage: Eukaryota; Viridiplantae; Streptophyta; Magnoliopsida; Fagales; Betulaceae.
AAUACCUAAUCCACGGUCUGAUACGCCCACCAACACUCACAGCCAGCACAGCCGCCCGUAACACUAGAAUCCCCAAGUAACAAACCCCAAAUAAUCGGUCAACCGGUCACCGGCAACCGGCCUUCCCCCUCUCCCGGUCUCCCGGUUCCCCAUUCUCACAACACAUCUCUUUCUCUCUGUCCGAUCCCAACUGAAUAACAAACCCAACAUUCUAACCCGCCCCCCCAAAUCCACUGAGAGGAAAAUUUCUAGAGCGAGAAACAGUGACCGACUGACGCUGAGAGGGGGAGAGAGAGAGAGAGACUGUGUGCGCGUCACUAAGAAGAAGAACCCAUAGGAUCGGCGAAAAUGGCGUCGUCGAAGGUGAUGACGUCACCGAACUCGGGUUCGAGGAAAUCGGAUCUACCUCGACGCUCUUCUUCUUCCUCCGCUACAAAGCCCCAAUCACUCUCCGAUCAAACCAAAAGCUCUCUCGCCAACGCCAACCGCGGCACUCUUGGCUCCUCCUCGAUGACUGUUGAUGGCCUUCUACGCACCGUUUACGACUCCAAACCCUCUGCCACCGAGUCCACCCUCCUCGACGCCCAAAUCACAGUGAUUGACACCCCAGCCCCAGCCCAGGGCCUCUCCGACUCCAAACCCAAUGUGCCGAAGACCGUGGACGAAGUGUGGCGCGAGAUCGUCUCCGGUGACAGGAGGGAAUGCAAGGAGGAGGCGCCGGAGGACGAGAUGAUGACUCUGGAGGACUUUCUGGCACAGACCGGGUCUGUGGAAGAUGAGGACAUGAAGGUCGAGCCCAACGAGCGCCUGAGCGGAGGGGUCUUCUCGUUCGAUCCCGUUCCGACAAGCCAGUUCGCGGCUCUAGACAGCAUGGAAGGAGCCAUUGUAGGGUUCGGCAAUGGAGUAGAGGUGAUUGCAGGCGCAGGUGCGAGUGCAGGGAGAGGGAAGAGGGGCCGCGUGGUCAUGGAACCGUUGGAUAAGGCAGCUCAGCAGAGGCAACGGCGGAUGAUCAAGAACCGAGAGUCCGCCGCAAGGUCCAGGGAGCGAAAGCAGGCGUACCAAGUUGAAUUAGAGUCGUUAGCGGUGAGACUAGAAGAGGAGAAUGAGCAACUGUUGAAAGAGAAGGCUGAGAGGACUAAGGAAAGGUUUAAGCAGAUCAUGGAAAAAAUUAUCCCAGUAGAGGAGAAGCGCAGACCACCGCGUGUCCUCCGAAGAGUUCGAUCUUGGCAAUGGUAGAUUUUAUAUGCUUGAGGGGUGGAGAGAAACACACUUCGCUGACAUAGGGGGGGAAAAGAAAACAUCGUAGCUGGAAAUUAAUCGUCUUUUAAGUUAGAUAUUUCAACCCGAUGGUUCAUCUAUAAGAGCGGUCGUGGUUUCUGAUUACAGAAGACAAAAGGGGGAUUGGAACCUGAGUCUUGAAGAGAAAUUCCUUAUAGCUGAAGAGAACAGGACUUCUAUUGAAGGGGAGGGAAAGGCAGAAAAUGUGAAGUUGAAUUAUGUAGUUAGUGAGUGUCCCAAUGUGAAUUCGUCUCACAUAAAUGCCUAAAAGGAGGAAAGAAUAGAGUUUUCUGGGCUGGUAUAUAAUCUAUUAUCUAUGUUUUGACAGCUUUUGGCCAAAAUAGAAAUGAGGUUCUAUGUAUACUUAAGCAGGGGUGCUUUGUGAA